Messenger RNA from Lagopus muta (rock ptarmigan), 2813 nucleotides. Its product is annotated as T-cell receptor-associated transmembrane adapter 1. The record is from RefSeq and is a predicted model, not a curated record. Bases 951 to 1481 code for a protein of 176 amino acids. Gene Ontology annotation, biological process: negative regulation of receptor recycling; positive regulation of T cell receptor signaling pathway. The transcript is spliced from 7 exons. Lineage: Eukaryota; Metazoa; Chordata; Aves; Galliformes; Phasianidae. Gene Ontology annotation, cellular component: T cell receptor complex.
UCUGGAAGAAGCAACUGCAAUUCUGAGAAUAAAAUGGCUUCUGUAGCCAAACACAGGCAUGUUUCGUUAAAUUUAAAAACAAACAUUCAUGAUUUACUCUCUAUCCACAACUUGCUGUUGAUCAUGGGCCCAGAUUCAUAGACCUGAAAGAACGGUGGGAGAAAAGCUGUCAAUGGUAUAAUUUCUACAUCAUGCCACUGCAUCUUUUACUUUUUACAAAACUGUAGGCUCUCUCAGCAAAAAACUUUUCAGGCUUGGUUUAGAAACCUCAAAGUAGAAAGAGUCAGAUAAGCAUUUCUAUGGAAAACAUUCCUGUAAUUGAGUUUAACAGGCACCCAAAUACUUCUGUGAAAUUCAACAUAAAAGCAAAACAAGACACCUGACAGUGUGGUUUCUACAAAAGUAUGCUUGUAUCAUAUGAAUUGAACAAAUAAUCCUAUACAUACUCUUCUGUGGCAACAUGGGUGGAUAUUACAUGCAAGCACACAUAUACAUUUUUUUAUUCCCUCUCAGAAUCGUAUGAUCAAGGAGACUGUCAGUUUGCUAGUGAAGUUGUAAAAGCCUGAGCUACAUUUCCUGUUUGUAAGAAAGCUGGUGAAGAGAAGACUAGAGCCCUUUGAGAUUGACGGCAACUCCAGGGACAGAUUUGUGCUCCUAAGUCUGAUAUAAAACAGCAUCCAAGGUCUACCAACGUAACAUAAGUUGAUUUCCUGUUGGAUAAAGAGGUGCGGGGCAUUCUUACAAUCAACAUAACCAGAAGAGUUCUGAGCAGGAAGAAAAGCUGCACCUUAGCCAAUGCGACUCAUGAUUUUGCACCACAUGGGAUUAUUUAUCUUACUUCAUCGUUGUAAGAACAUCUGUGGAUUGGAAUAAAACAAAACUAAAAGAUCUCCUGCAACACCAGCGUAAUUAGGGAAAAAACCAGAAGGGACACUUCCUAAGUUACAGGAAUGGACUGCCACUAUUCUGUCUGGGGAGUUUUGGCCUUUCUAAGUUUGGCUCUCAUUUUUUCAUUGAUACUGAAUAUUUCACACUAUAUGAAAAAGAAACAAGAAGCUAAAACGUAUAAAGACAAUGAAGACGACACUGAAAGCUAUAAUGACUGCUACAGAGGAGAUGACCCAGUUUAUGGCAAUCUCAGUCAAGAUAUUUUAGAGGAAUGUUGUUACGAGCAGAUGAAGUCCCAGCCUCAAAGGCCAGUUAAUGAACCACAACAGGUGGAAUCAGUUGAUCAGAUGUGUUACGCCUCACUUGAUCACAGCACCAAGGGAAAACGCAGAAAACCAAGGAGAAAGAAAGACCCUCCAUUAGAGGAUGAAGAAGAAAGAUCAUCUAAAUCCACCAUUACAGCUUCCAAAGCUUGCAUUUACCUUAACAGUGAGCAACUGGCUGCUGAAAAUACAGCAAACAUAGAAGCCAUUCAUGACGAUCCCAUAAGAUUAAUGGGUUUGAUUCAUAGGACAAAUGGAGAGAACAUUUGAAGUGGCUUCAUGAACGAAGUAUGAAAUCAAAGUGAGAUCUGCUUUAUUAAUUCUGGAGGAAGAGUGAAUGAUUAGAGACAGUACCCUGCCAAACUUAAAUUACAAACAAUGGUGUGAAGCAGCUAAGUAAAACAUUCCAAAUCAUCUUCAAAACACAUCUAUGGAUUAAGCAAAAAAUAGCUGUAGGCUCAUGCUGCCCUUUUAAAGGGACUUUCCUUCUGAAUACAUUGUGAAAGGGAGCUGUGAACACAGAGAUACCAGCUUCUACAUGGUAAAGUAAAAAUGAAUACUUUGUUUAAAAAUAACCAUCGAACUUCAUACAGUCCUAGAAGAUGCACUAAGUUGCCUGUAGAGCUCUCACAGAGUAUGACUACUCUUCUACAUAGGUUUUAACAGUGCUUUUGAAAAGAAAUGGCGUUUCACAUGUGCACACUUAAGCGUUCAGAUGCUUUCUCAAUUAAAAAUAGGUCUGCAUUCAAGAUUGUGUAUUUUCCCAUGGUGAACAGUCUACAGCAUGGGUGUCCAACCUUUCACCUUGCCUGGGCUGCACUAAGAGAAAAGAAACUCUUGGGCCAAUGUUUUGGUUGCUGCUGAAUGAUGGGGUGCGCUAAGGACCAGCUUGGACUGCUUGGUUGGGAAGAGCCACUGCCAUGAUGGGAAGGGGUGGGGAGUGAGACUAAUUACUAGUGGUCUUGGGCUUCAUGCAGCCUGUUAUAUAUCCUCACUUUCCUUUUGUGAGCAAUAUCGGCGUAUAUCUCCAAUCUUCACUCCUCUACUAACGUAACACUUUUUUUGUAUAACACGACUUUUUUUGUACUCAAGAAUAAGUAAGGAUACUGGCAAAUGAUUUUUAACCAUCAGUCUUUGCCAGAGAAUUUUUAUAAUUUUCUAUUUUAUAUUUAAAUUCCUAGUACCUUUGUCAAUAAACUUCUUCACAAAAGUAGAAAGAACUACUUAUUUCCCCACGUAAUUUACAUUCUAUGUGCACAUUCAUCUUUACACUUUCAACUCAUCAGAAGGUAAGCUUUUAUAGAGUGGGGAUUUAUUUUUACGUGGCACAUUCUGGGAGUCAGUAAGUAGCAGAAGGAAACAGUAACACAUGUUGAUGUGCUAUGCCUACUCUCUAGGUUUUGGACAGUUCUGUCUUUAAAACCAAACCAAAACAAAAAACAAAAAAAAAUCCCAACAGCAAGUAAAUAAAUACACCCAUGCAGAGCAUUGUGCCAUGCACCUUGAAAUGCUAAAAGGCAUUCAGAGUGCCAGUGUCUAAGGUUCUGAAGGAGACAAUAGCUCUAAACCAGUUACAAGAACCAAACCACCUACAGUACAAAG